AUAGGCUUGGUUUUCGACUUUGAUUCUGCUUAUGCUUCUCAUGUGCACAUCUUGCUUCGGUUAAUCUCGCGCCAAGAGCAGUAGCAUUAGCCCCAUUGACAUACCAGCAGCUGUGCCGUGAAUUCAUGCAUCGACAGCAAUGUUAGCUGGCAGAGUGACAAGGUCAAGAGCAGCCAAAGCUGCGGCUGAAGCAGCAUCUCUUCCAGCCAUAUCAAGUGUUUCAUCCGCCAGCCUGCCAGCCAAACCCAAACCAUUACCCAAAACCACCAAAUCAUCACAACCCAAAUCAAGAGCACAAUCAAAGGCAGCUUCAAAGCCAAUCUCGGCAUCAUCUGAAGCCCAAACCCUCAGUUUCCCAUCGGCCUCCCACUUCGACGCCUGGCUCCUACAACGCGGCGUCUCAACUCCGGCCGGCAUCUGGCUGCGCUUCAGCAAGAAAUCCAUCCUGGCCCAAGUCCCCUCCGUCGGCUACCUAGAAGCCGUCGACAUCUCCCUGUGCCACGGAUGGAUCGACGGCCAGCGCAAAGCCCUUGACGAAAACUUCUACCUGCAGCGCUUCACGCCUCGCCGCCGCCGGAGCCUUUGGUCUCAGCGCAACGUCCAGCGCGUCGAGAUGCUGACGGCAGAAGGGAGGAUGAAGCCCGCGGGGAUUGCAGAGGUGGAUGCUGCAAAGGAGGAUGGACGGUGGGAGAAGGCUUACGCUGGACCCGCGACCAUGGAGGUUCCUGAAGACUUUGCGAAUGCGUUAAAGGAGAAUGACAUUGCAAAGAGGGUGUUUGACGGACUGAGCCGGUCAGAAAGGUAUUCGUUUCUAUGGCGUAUCACGACAGUAAAAAGGACAGAAACGAGGGAGAGAAAGAUAAGAGAAUUUGUGAGCCUCUUGGCCUCAGGACAAGCAUUAUAAUUGUAUAUGAUACGUCUUCAUCAGGUACGUUGAUGAUAGAGUAUCAACUAUAUAAAACAAAGCAGGCUGCUACAUGAGCCGUGGUAUUCAAAUCU
This is a messenger RNA of Trichoderma asperellum CBS 433.97, 999 nucleotides long. RefSeq lists its product as uncharacterized. Lineage: Eukaryota; Fungi; Ascomycota; Sordariomycetes; Hypocreales; Hypocreaceae. The record is from RefSeq and is a predicted model, not a curated record.